GUACGUGGCACGGAGGUAGAGGUAGUCCAUCAGCCAAGGCAUUCUUGCUUGCAACACCAGUUAAGCCCAGAGGGGGAUAGAAGACCAGUGACCGCAGCCGAAGAGAUUUUAAACUGACAUUGUAGGUAAAGACUGUGUGUGUGUGUUCAGAGAAGGUUCUUGACUGUUCGAUAUUUUGAUUCCGUUUGCAUGAAACGAUAUUCCUGUGUAUGCAGCCAUCAUCAGCUGCAGAUAAUCAGUAGUAGUGCGAGAACGUAGAAUAUUUGUUAUUGAUUGUCGUCAACAAAAUGGCGCAACUCAGUCCCUUAGCACAAGCAAACAGUCCUACAGGACAGAAAAGAGAAGUACCCGAGGACAAUGAUGAAGUUGCAGGUCAGCUAUCUCCUGGUCAAGACAUGAAAAACGACAUGCCCUCAGCAUUUGGACUCAUAGAAUCUCCUGAGGAACGUCGAGACCUGGUGGGGGGUCACGCCGCCAGUCUAGUCCCCAUUUCCAGCAUCGGUAGCGUGGGUUCUACAGCCACUUUCAGCACCACCCCUAGACUCACCCACACACCCACCUCAGCCGACUUCCAGCCGCCCUAUUUCCCACCGCCGUACAACCUGCCACAGCAACACUUAGACUUCCACCACCCCCACGUAAAUGCUGAUCCUUAUACUCAUCUGAACAGUCUUGCGGCCGCCCAACACCCACAACAAUACCACCAACUCCACCCCCCUCAGCGGACCCACAAUGUUUUUGGAGCCCGACGGGAGGACGAACCUCUCCAUCUUCAACCCAAUGUCCACCCAGGACUUACUGGAUCCUACGAUUUGGCUCGUCGAACAGAUCCUACUUAUCCUAGUGUCCGACGUCCGGACGUCGCAAUGCAUGGCGGUCAUCAUGGUCUGAGCGAACAAGACCUUAUUAAUCUUCACAAUGCAGGAACUUUACCAGCUAUUGAGGACACUCAGGCCACAGGAGUUGAAGAUGCUAACAAUAUAUUUGGAGAACAUAACAGUGUUAUAAGAAAAGGUCGGUUGACGUACCCCGUGUUCCCUCCGUCUCUCCUUCUAACAGGCAUCAAACCAAGACACAGUGACAACUGCAGGGAAAUGGUCAUUACAGGUGUCACUUCACCCACUGAUGUGUUCUGCUCCGUGCCUGGCCGCUUGUCCCUGCUCAGUUCCACAUCAAAGUACAAAGUGACUGUAGGGGAGGUCCAACGCCGGUUAUCCCCACCAGAGUGCCUCAAUGCCUCGCUAUUAGGAGGAGUUUUGAGAAGGGCUAAAUCAAAAAAUGGCGGAAGAUCUCUUCGUGAAAAACUUGAGAAAAUUGGCUUAAACCUCCCGGCAGGAAGGCGGAAAGCUGCUAACGUCACACUUCUUACGUCACUUGUAGAAGGUGAAGCAAUCCAUCUGGCACGAGAUUUCGGAUAUGUAUGCGAGACCGAAUUUCCCUCCCGCCAGGUAGCAGAGUAUUUAUGCAGAAACCACAGUGACCCAACAGAAGUGUACAGAAGAAAAGAACUGCUACUAGCUACCAAACAAACAUUAAAAGAGUUAUCCGAUUUACUAAAUCAAGACAGAUCGCCCUUGUGCAAUACUAGGCCUCAAAGCAUUUUGGAUCCUAACAUACAGCGCCAUCUGACGCAUUUCUCCCUCAUAACUCACGGGUUCGGCAGUCCUGCUGUGGUGGCAGCCCUCACUGCAGUUCAGAACUACCUUACGGAGUCGCUCAAGUACAUGGAAAAACAGUUGAACAACUACCAGACAACAACCCCCGGCCACGUAACCGCUGCGGGCAAUGGGGUUGAUACUAAAAAAGAAGACAAAAAAUAAGGACCAAUAGAGAGAAUUAAAUCUUUUUUUCCUCCCUUGAUUUCGAAAGAUAGAAGGUCCUCCAAAUGCUCAAAAACAAUUUUGAGGAAGGUGAAGUAGAUACGUAGCUAUGAUUUCAAUGUUUAUAAUUUAGUAGAACAGUUUGUCACAGUAGAUACCUCGAUUUUGGGGUAGCAAAAACAUUAUAAUUGAUAAACAGAAAGAAAGGAGGUGUGCUCAAUUCGUCUACCGUGCUUGGUGCCGCCUAUUUUUUUGCCCCAAAAAUUCUAUAGCUGCAAUAAAAUGACCCGUCGAAAAGAAUAUUGCCAAAUCAUCCCUCAUCAUAGUAUGUAUAUCUAUUGCCAUAAGAAGUUAAACUUAACUUGUAUGCCAUAAAGGUAAAAUCUGAUAUUGGCUACAUUGGAACUCAGAACAGCAUCUAUUGCCAUAAGAAGUUGAACUUGUCUUGUUUUAAAAGAAAAGUUCAUAUUGAUUAUUCUGGAAUAAGAGACAUUGGCACAUGGAUAUGAAAGAGAUUCUUUGAACCAAGAAUCUUGAUGACAUAAUACGAAUGUAAUCAGUGUGAUGUCCAAGAACUCUUUUGGAAAAUAAAUUAUUAUAGUUUUGUUUUACAGUCUGAUCAGAACUUGAAGUUUUAUAGUAUAAACAUAGUAAUUUGCCAUAAAGACACAUUAUCCAACAUUGAAUGCUCAUUUCACGUCGGUUGUGGAAAUGUACAAGGUGUGCAUUUUGUUGUUUUGCAACAAUAAAAGUCUCGCCAAAAGUAAAUUCGACAUGUGCCAGAAAAUUGAAGCAUUUGUCUUUUAUCUAUGUUCUGUUGAUAAGUAAUUGCAUGACAUAAGUUCUCAGCGCCAUGUUAUUUUUGUAGUAUUAGAGUUGGAAAGUAAAAUAUACCUGUUAAAGACUAAUAGAUAUCAGUUUGCUUUCUGAAAGAGUAUUUGUUUUGCAUUAUGUGCAUUUGUAUUUUAAUUCUAUUUGAGUUAGAUGAAAAAAAGAAUCUUUGUAUAGAAAAAGCUAGAUGACAUUGGAAGUAGAGGAGUUUUUGUAGUA
Molecule: messenger RNA, 2870 nt
Organism: Limulus polyphemus (Atlantic horseshoe crab)
Lineage: Eukaryota; Metazoa; Arthropoda; Merostomata; Xiphosura; Limulidae
Product: transcription factor AP-2-beta-like
Exons: 7
Coding region: 288-1820 (510 amino acids)
Biological process (GO): regulation of transcription by RNA polymerase II; anatomical structure development; regulation of cell population proliferation
Cellular component (GO): nucleus
Molecular function (GO): DNA-binding transcription factor activity, RNA polymerase II-specific; RNA polymerase II transcription regulatory region sequence-specific DNA binding
Source: RefSeq, a predicted model, not a curated record